AAGUUUUCCUUAAAUACCUCCCUCGUGCUUUUGGAACAUAGAAAAAUAAAGCGUCCGGAGCCUGAAAAACACAAAGCAGAGCAGCCGGAAGGAUACAGAGUGAGGCACCGCAAAGCAAUGUCGGUUACACUGCACACCAACUUCGGCGAUAUCAAGUGUGAGAUCUUCUGCGACGAGGUCCAUAAAGCGGCGGAGAAUUUUCUGGGGUUAUGUGCUAGCGGCUAUUAUGAUGGGACAAUAUUUCAUCGAAAUAUUAAGGGUUUUAUGAUUCAAGGUGGAGACCCAACCGGUACUGGAAAGGGGGGGAAUAGCAUAUGGGGCAAGAAGUUCAAUGAUGAAAUACGAGAGUCUCUCAAGCAUAAUGCUAGGGGCAUACUUUCAAUGGCUAAUAGUGGGCCGAACACUAAUGGAAGUCAGUUUUUCAUAACUUAUGCAAAACAACCACAUCUAAAUGGGUUAUACACAAUAUUUGGCAAAGUUAUUCAUGGGUUUGAAGUCCUUGAUAUAAUGGAAAAGACUCCUACAGGACCAGGAGAUCAACCGCUUGCAGAGAUAAGGCUUAAUCGGGUCACGAUACAUGCUAACCCACUUGCUGGCUAGCCUUGUUUCAGCUGCAAUAUAGUUGGUGUUGAGGGUGCUUGUACCAAUGAUUUUAGGGUUGAGCACUUGGCUAACAGGUUCACUUCAAAAGACUAACUAAAUAUAGAUUUUUCUGCUAGUGUUAUUUUGUUCCUUUGUUAAUUUGCCUGUUUUUAAUGGGGUACGUAGCGAUUUGGGGGAUUCAAACCUCAUGACCAUGGCCAUAAUGAUCACCCAACUAAAUAUAGAAUUUUCUGCCA
This is a messenger RNA of Tripterygium wilfordii, 839 nucleotides long. RefSeq names its product peptidyl-prolyl cis-trans isomerase CYP18-1. Gene Ontology annotation, biological process: protein peptidyl-prolyl isomerization; protein folding. Lineage: Eukaryota; Viridiplantae; Streptophyta; Magnoliopsida; Celastrales; Celastraceae. Gene Ontology annotation, cellular component: catalytic step 2 spliceosome. The record is from RefSeq and is a predicted model, not a curated record. Gene Ontology annotation, molecular function: peptidyl-prolyl cis-trans isomerase activity. The transcript is spliced from 5 exons. The coding region runs from base 118 to 600 and encodes 160 amino acids.